Messenger RNA from Peniophora sp. CBMAI 1063, 990 nucleotides. Lineage: Eukaryota; Fungi; Basidiomycota; Agaricomycetes; Russulales; Peniophoraceae. The record is from the annotation of a GenBank genome assembly.
AUGAAGAUGUCUUUGUCCGUCAAGCUUGCGGCUCUCGCUCAGUCGCUCUUCGUGCUCGCUGCACUCGCUACGCCGAACCCUAUUGCUGGUACUUCUAACAUCGCCGUUCGUGAUCCCGCUAUUUGGCACAACUCGGACAACGGGAAAUACUACCUCUUCGCCACCGACGGUAACAUUGGAACCUGGACUUCCACCUCGCUCGCUGGCCCCUACACCUACGUCGGUGCUGUUCUUCCCGACUGCUCCAGCAUCAACUUGAGCGGCAACUGCGAUCUCUGGGCUCCCGAUGUCAACUACUACGACGGCCAGUACGUCCUGUACUACUCCGUCUCGACCAUCGGCUCGCAGAACUCCGCCAUCGGCGUCGCCACUUCGUCCUCCAUGGACCCCGGUACCUGGACCGACCACGGCGAGGUCAUCAGCUCUGCCGCGGGCGACGUCUACAACGCCAUCGACCCUAACUUGAUCGACUGGAACGGCCUCAAGCUCUCCUUUGGCUCGUACUGGCAGGGCAUGUACCAGAUCGGGCUCUGGCCCGACGUCGCCACCCAGGCCUCCGCGCUCCCCGGCACGCAUCUCGCCGGCGGCAACGGCCGCGCGGCUGAGGGUGGCUUCACAUACAAGUCCGCCGCGUCCGACUACUACUUCUUCUUCUUCUCCGCCGGCAUCACGCCGCUCUCUGGCUCGUCGAGCCGCCCGGCGGCGGGCGACGAGUAUAAGGUGCUCGUUGGGCGCGGGGCGGGCGGGAUGGGCCCGUAUUAUGAUGCGAAUGGUGCCGAGCUUACUGCGGACAAUGCUGGUACGCUUGUGCUCGGCAGCCACGAUAAUGUGUAUGCUCCUGGUGGUCAGAGUGUGUUCCUCGAUCCUAUCAGCGACCGGGACGUUAUCGUUUAUCACUACGAGCUUUACGAUGGCGCGAUUGGCGGGCCGUCGUAUCUUGGUAUCAACUACCUCGACUUCAGCUCUGGGUGGCCUGUUGUCGUCAGCUAG